UAGGGCAAGCAUAUUGCAAAAAAUCAUUGUAAGAACCAAACCCACUGCAUUUAUGUUCAGUGACAUUAACUCAAAACACAUGCUUAACUUCAUUGUACGCUUCCAAGGUUACUGUAUUAUGUUAUUGCGUUAAAAUUACAAUUUUAUUUUGAAAGAACGACUCGGAAGCCAUACCAAAGGUCUUUGACAGUAAGAGGUGUGCCUGUUUAUUUGCAAGAGUUGUGUUAUAUAGACAGUGACCCACUUUGCUUGUGAAAACAGCACACAAUGUCCUCUGCUGGCGGAAUUCAGAUACCGAGCCGCCUGCCGCUGCUACUGACUCAUGAAGGGGUGCUCCUCCCAGGCUCCACCGUCAGAUUCAGCGUGGACUCUCCGCGGAACAUGCAGCUGGUCAGCCAGCGGCUGCUGAAGGGAACUUCUCUGAAAAGCACUAUCAUAGGAGUGAUUCCCAACACCAGAGACCCAGAGCAAGACACCGAUGACCUUCCCAACUUGCAUAAAAUUGGUACAGCAGGUAUAGCUGUGCAGGUUGUGGGCAGCAACUGGCCAAAGCCCCACUACACCCUCCUCAUCACUGGACUGUGUCGCUUUAGUGUAACAAGUAUGCUUAAGGAGCGACCCUUUGUCCUGGCAGAGGUGGAGCAGCUGGAUAAACUGGAGCAGUAUACGACCCCAGCCUCAGAGGGGGUCACAGCAGAAGAUGGAGAGCUGGGGGAGCUCUCACACAAGUUCUACCAGGCGGCUGUACAGUUGUUAGGUAUGUUGGACAUGUCUGUUCCAGUGGUGGCUAAGUUCAGGCGUCUGUUGGACAGUCUGCCCAAGGAAACUCUCCCUGAUGUGGUAGCCUCCAUGAUCCGCACCUCAAACAAGGAGAAACUCCAGGUCCUUGAUGCAUUAAGUUUGGAGGAGCGAUUCAAGAAGGCUCUGCCCAUGUUGACAAGACAGAUAGAGGGACUGAAGCUGCUGCAGAAAACCAGGAAAAAAAGUCCUGACAAUGAGAAGAGGGUGAUAUCAGUUCGUAAAGGUGGAGUGUUCCCGGGCAGGCAGUUUAACCUGGAUGAGGAAGAUGAAGAUGAGGAUGGGGAUGACACAGCAGCAUUGGAAAGGAAGGUUCAUGGAGCCAAGAUGCCUGAAGCUGCACUUAGAGUUUGCCUGAAAGAGCUCAAGAGAUUAAAAAAGAUGCCUCAGUCCAUGCCUGAAUUCGCCCUGACCAGAAACUACUUGGAUCUGAUGGUAGAGUUGCCAUGGAGUAAAAGCACUAAAGACUGCCUGGACAUCCGAGCAGCUCGCACUCUAUUGGACAACGACCACUUUGCCAUGGAUAAGCUGAAGAGACGUGUGCUUGAGUACCUGGCUGUGAGGCAGCUGAAAACUUCACUGAAGGGUCCCAUCCUGUGCUUCGUGGGGCCCCCAGGAGUAGGUAAGACCAGUGUGGGUCGCUCCAUAGCAAGGACUCUGGGCAGAGAGUUUCACCGCAUCGCAUUGGGAGGCGUCUGUGACCAAUCUGACAUCCGAGGACACAGACGCACGUACGUAGGCAGUAUGCCGGGCCGCAUCAUCAACGGUUUGAAGACAGUUGCCGUCAAUAAUCCCGUUUUCCUCUUGGACGAGGUGGACAAACUGGGGAAGAGCCUGCAAGGAGACCCAGCAGCUGCCCUUUUAGAGGUCUUGGACCCAGAGCAGAACCACAGCUUCACCGACCAUUACCUCAACGUGGCCUUUGACCUGUCCCAAGUUCUCUUUAUUGCCACAGCAAACACCACAGCCACCAUUCCCCCUGCCCUGCUGGACAGGAUGGAGGUGCUGCAGGUACCAGGCUACACUCAGGAGGAGAAAGUGGAGAUAGCUCACCGUCACCUGAUCCCAAACCAGCUGGAGCAGCAUGGGUUAACCCCUCAACAGCUGCAUAUACCACAGGACACCACACAGAAUAUUAUCAGCAGUUACACCCGGGAGGCGGGCGUGCGCUCCCUUGAGAGGAAGUUAGGGGCGAUCUGCCGGGCUGUGGCUGUGAAGGUCGCUGAAGGUCACAGAGUCACAAAGACGGAGGCUCUGAGCCCGGAGAGCCCAACGCAGCCGGGGGACAAGGCAGCGCCGCCAGAGAUGCCCAUCGUGAUCGACCACGUGGCCCUGAAAGACAUCCUGGGGCCUCCUCUGUUUGAGAUGGAGGUGUCUGAGAGACUCACCCUGCCAGGCGUGGCUGUCGGUCUGGCCUGGACUCCGCUGGGGGGGGAGAUCUUGUUUGUGGAGGCCAGUCGGAUGGAGGGGGAGGGCCAGCUCACUCUGACAGGUCAGCUGGGAGACGUUAUGAAGGAAUCCGCACAUCUUGCUAUCAGCUGGCUCCGAGCCAACGCUAAGACCUACCAGCUCACCAACAUGGUCGGAGGGCCAGAUCCGCUGGAAGGGACAGACAUCCACCUCCACUUCCCUGCUGGAGCCGUCACCAAAGAUGGCCCGUCUGCAGGCGUUACAAUAGUUACCUGCCUAGCAUCGCUGUUUAGUGGCCGAUUGGUCCGAUCAGAUGUCGCCAUGACGGGCGAGAUCACGCUGCGAGGGCUGGUGCUGCCCGUGGGUGGAAUCAAGGACAAGGUCCUGGCGGCCCACAGGGCGGGAGUGAAGCGCGUCAUCCUCCCGAAACGCAACGAGAAGGACUUAGAGGAGCUACCGGCUAACGUCCGAGCCGACCUUGACUUUGUCACCGCGGCCAACCUGGAUGAAGUUUUGAACGGUGCCUUUGACGGAGGCUUCCCAGGAAUAGCUGGCACACACACACAGCCUCAGCUCAGCAGUAAACUGUAACACACUGAAGAACACACACACACAGCUAGUCUGAAGUGAGAGAAGCAUUUUGUAGUCCAACAGCGGAGAGCUUGCGUAGUCAUGCUCGACUUCUAGGAGUGCAAUGUGUUUUUCCCUGAUUUGCAGUUUCCCGGAAAUUGUAAGUCAGUGUGAACAGCUGUGAUUCUGAGUAGUCAGGUUGUUGGAUGAGUAUGAAGGGAAAAACAAGAUGAUAAAUUUUACAUUUUGAGAAAAAUGCCAAACUUUCGAGAAACAUUUCCAAAUAUCAGUGUAUGCGCUAACGCUAGUACUUUGAUUUAUUCCCCCAAAAGUUCAAACUUAUUCUCCGUUUAUUCUCCAAAUGGCUAUCUUAAUUUUAUUUUCGAUAUGGUUUUGGACUUUAUUCUCCACAUUUGGAUUUUGUUCUUGAAAUGCAGAAUAAAUCAACAAUUUCCCUUGUUUCCCUUUUAUGACCGGAUGUAAUGCUCCUUUGAACAAAGCAUUAUUUUCCUAUUGAAGAGAUCAUUUGAGGUUAUUGCUCCAAAUUCCCAUUCAAGCCCUGUAGGAGAAUGUAAUAUACUCCAAACUCUGUUAUGGGGGUCGUGAUGGUAUCAUUUGCAGGGAAGACUUAUUCUGAUAGCAUUCCCACUGUGUGUUGUCACAUUGGGAUUCAGCUUCACUGCUGUUGUCAAAAAUAUCUUCAUUAUAUUAAUAGCAGCGUUGUGAAAUGAAUGUGAAGCCUUAAAACAUUGCCUGCCACCGAAAACAUGUUGAUUCAGUUUGAUUGUUACAGCGUGUGCUGAAAAGUGAAGGCAAAGCCACCUGCUGAGUUGGCGUGUAUGUGAUGAUAUGUUCUGUUUGUGUUAAAUCACAUAGGUGAACAUGUCUGAUUUAAAUUCAAUAGGUAUUGAACAUGCAGAUUGUGAUGUAUGAGCACAUUUCAUAUCAAUUUACAGAAAAGGCUAUAUUUAGUUUGAUCAUAAACACUAUGAAUGCUGAGGCCCUUCCUUAUGUGUCUAAACAAUUAUUCUGGACAGAUAUUACAAUUUUAAUAAAAUCCAAAAUGCUA
Molecule: messenger RNA, 3847 nt
Organism: Eleginops maclovinus (Patagonian blennie)
Lineage: Eukaryota; Metazoa; Chordata; Actinopteri; Perciformes; Eleginopidae
Gene: lonp2
Product: lon peptidase 2, peroxisomal
Exons: 17
Coding region: 268-2799 (843 amino acids)
Biological process (GO): protein catabolic process; protein targeting to peroxisome; protein processing
Cellular component (GO): peroxisomal matrix
Molecular function (GO): serine-type endopeptidase activity; ATP binding; ATP hydrolysis activity
Source: RefSeq, a predicted model, not a curated record